Molecule: messenger RNA, 1102 nt
Organism: Contarinia nasturtii (swede midge)
Lineage: Eukaryota; Metazoa; Arthropoda; Insecta; Diptera; Cecidomyiidae
Product: 23 kDa integral membrane protein-like
Exons: 6
Coding region: 213-917 (234 amino acids)
Cellular component (GO): membrane
Source: RefSeq, a predicted model, not a curated record
UCGACCAGAUUAAAAGACAUUAUAUGUGUAGAUAUACUUUAUCAAACACUUAUUAUAUAUUGAGGAUGUGCACUGUUUUCGAAAUCUAUUCAAGUAUUCGUAUCCAAACCGCAUAGACUCUGCGCAGUGUGUAAGUAUUCGAUCUCUUAGUUUGUUCAGCAAAUUAAAACGGUUUGGAUCAAAAAUUCGUCUGUUUGAAGAAGCAAAUCAAAAUGGUUGACGUUGGAUUGAGUUUCGCCAAAUAUGUUGUAUUUACUUUCAACUUUCUAUUCUCGUUGAUCGGCAUAGCAAUGGCUGGCAUUGGAAUCAUAAUUAAAACGGAAAUACUUUCGUAUGAAGCAUUUAUGGUGGAUGUUUCGCCAUCAUUUCCAAUUGUGUUGAUUGUUGUUGGCUGUGCUCUAUUCCUUAUCGCAUCUCUUGGUUGUUGCGGUGCAAUCAUCGAGAACAAGUACAUGCUCUUAAGUUUUGCGAUCGCAUUGAUGACGAUUGUUGUAGUUGAAGUUGGAAUUGGAGUUUAUGCAUAUGAGAAGAAGGGCGUAUUGGAUGAACUCUUGGAAAACAGCCUAAACGAAACACUCAAACGUAGUAAGGACGAUGUUGCGUAUCAGCGACAAUGGGAUGUAUUGCAAACCGAAUUUGAAUGCUGUGGUAUCAACAGUCCAUAUGAUUGGAAAAUCAUAGGUAAUCCAAUUUACUUACCAUCAUCGUGUUGCCACAAGGAUAUCAACAAUCAAAGUACGUGCAUCGAAUCAGAUGCAUUCGAAAUCGGAUGUAAACAAGCAUUGAUCGAUUUCAUAAACAGAAAAAUCGAAUAUGUAGUCGCAAUUUUGGUUGGAAUUAGCGUAUUUCAAGUGCUGGGCAUCAUAUUCUCAUGCUGCUUGUUCUCAGUUUUCCGUAAAAAGAUAAACGAAGAUUGAACGGAGUUCUGAUGAAAGUGUUUUACCUUAAAAAAAUAAUUGACAUUUUCUACUAACCAUAUCGGCUAAGUAUUUGAAGUACAUAAAUAGCGGCGGUCGAGUCCAAAUGAUCAUAGGAAAUCAGUGAAAUCAGGAAAAAAAAUGUAAACAUUUUUAAUAUUAAUAAAUGAUGCAAUUUGAAAUUC